GAAACUUGAACCUGCUGUCAAAUAAACUGCCUUUCUGUCAAAUCAAAAACCAUCGAACACCUCGUGUUUGUGAAAAUUAGUUUUUUUGACGUUUGUUAGUACUCGAACAAAAGGAACUUUCGCAAAAUGCCAUCAGCAAAGGGAAAGAAAGCCGCCGCCGCCGCAGCACCAAAAGCUGAGGAGAAAAAGGUCGAAGAGAAACCCGUAGUCACGGAAAAGGAACCGGAAAAGGAGCCCGAAGCCAAAAUCGUCGAUGACGUGAGCGACACAGACUCCGACGACACGCCUCCCGAACUCGAAGAUGCUGGCGCCGCAACCACGCAAUUGGGCGAAGGCGGUUUGCCCGAUAUGGUAUCGAAGAGCAAGCAAUCACGUGGCGAGAAGAAGGCACGCAAAAUCAUGUCGAAACUCGGCUUGAAACCCGUCGCCGGCGUCAGUCGUGUCACAAUCCGCAAAUCCAAGAACAUUUUGUUCGUCAUCAACAACCCGGAUGUCUACAAAAACCCCCAUAGCGACACAUACAUCAUCUUCGGCGAAGCCAAGAUCGAGGAUUUGUCGCAACAAGCGCAAGUUGCUGCCGCCGAAAAAUACAAAACGGAUGCCGCGCCAACAGUUGGCGAUGUUGCCGGGGCCGCAGCGAGAACGCAAGAACCCCCAAUCACGGAGGAAGACGAAGAAGAAGUCGACGAAACGGGUGUCGAUGAGAAGGAUAUCGAGUUGGUCAUGUCGCAAGCCAACGUACCUCGCGCUAAAGCCAUUAGGGCGCUCAAGAGUAACCACAAUGACAUUGUUAAUGCAAUUAUGGAGUUGACAAUGUAAAAUUUUUGUCCCUCCCCUGUCAUUAAGUACUCUUUUUUGCGCAACAACUCCCCUCUGUAACCCGUAAUUUAACAGUAAUCCGGCUUUGGAAUUGAAAAUCUUUCAUUUUCGAGUUAAAACUUCAUCAUCAAUAAAAAAAUUCUUCAAAAAAUUCAA
This is a messenger RNA of Culicoides brevitarsis, 975 nucleotides long. It is a transcript of the gene Nacalpha, whose product is annotated as nascent polypeptide-associated complex subunit alpha. Gene Ontology annotation, cellular component: nascent polypeptide-associated complex; cytoplasm. Lineage: Eukaryota; Metazoa; Arthropoda; Insecta; Diptera; Ceratopogonidae. Bases 127 to 819 code for a protein of 230 amino acids. The record is from RefSeq and is a predicted model, not a curated record. The transcript has 2 exons. Gene Ontology annotation, biological process: protein targeting to membrane.